GUUGUUAUUUUAUUUUUUCUAACCAACUUUGAUGCUAGAUAUUGCGUUCGAUCUACUCCACCAGUUUCCAGAGUUAGAAGAUCGCGGUUGUCGUUUGGGACUCAUUUUUACACUGGCUCAAACACCACCCCCAUUCUUUAGCAAAAGUGACCUUUCGUUUUGGGAACGGUGCUUAUAUAAUUGUCAGUAGUGCUUCUUUUUUUUCUUUUUAAUUUUUAACAUAAUAAUUUUUUCUUUUAAUAUAUUUAAAAUUAUUUGGCUAGAAACAAAUUUAAUAUUAAAUUCCUCACAACCCUCGUAACCUAUUUGGGUUUAUUUUAUUUUUCCAUCUUUCUUUCUUUCUUUCCUUUUUUUUUUUUUUUUUAUCAGUUUGUUCUUCUUGAUUAAUUUAAUCUAUUAAAUGCUCUCUUUAUCGAUUGAAAUUGUAAUUCAAGGCAUAAUAGUGAAGGCCCACGUCAUCAAAGAAGAUAAGCAUCCAUCAUGUGUAGAGAAGAUGCGAGACUUUUUCCAGCCAUUUAUGCAGGAGAUCCAACAAUGGGUUAAGCCAUUUGCAGAGACGACGCAACAGAUGAUGCGACAGAUUCUAGACAGUGCGCAACGGCCGAUUCAAGAAAAUGAAGAGACGAAUCAAGAGAAUCAACCGACGAUUCAAGGGACUGAAGAGACGAAUCUAGAGAAUCAACAGACGAAUCAAGAAACGAAUGGAGAUAUUCAAGAAUUAUCAUUUAUACGCAAAUGCGUGAUUCCAUUAGAACUAGUGGCAUUCCUCAUUAUUGGGUUACCACUUGCGAUAUCACUUCAUUUAAUUGGGUAUGCAGUCCUAAGCACGCUUGAAAUGCCACUGCUCCUUGGUAUACUGAUCCGUGUGGCUCUACGCCCACUGGUUUCAAUGCUCUCAAGGAUUCUUGCAAAGAAUAUAUACACUGGAAAGUUGAUGGAUAAGUAUGCCUGUGAGGUUAUAUCUUUAAUAUGUCAGCCAUUAUCAAAAUUAGAUGAGGACCUUUUUGUGCAAAGUAGAGCAGUGGACGCAAUCUUCCAGGCUAUCAAGAAUGACAUCCCAGUCAUUGUGAAAGAAAUUACAAAAGCUAAUAAAAGUAUUUUGUGGAGAAGGUUAAAUCUUGAAGAUUCAAGAAACAUGUUUGCUUGGGCUGUAGCACAUCGUCAAAAGGAGGUGGCACGCCUUCUUUAUGAAUUUGCAAAGGAGGAUACAAACAUGGUUAUUAACGUCGAUGAAGACUGGAAUAAUAUCUUACAUCAAGCAGCAAAGUUAGCCCCUCCUUAUCAAUUACGUUGUAUCUCUGGCUCAGCCUUGCAGUUGCAAAGUGAACUACGUUGGUACAGGGGGGUAGAAGAAAUUGUUCCACGAUCUUACCGUGAACACAAAAACAAAGACGGGGAAACUCCUCUGGAAGUGUUUGAUAGAGAACACAAGGAUUUGCUAAAAGAAGCAGAGGAAUGGGGGAAGAAAACAGCAGAAUCUUCAACAGUCGUUGGUGCUCUUAUUAUUACAAUUAUGUUUGCAGUGGCUUUUACUGUUCCUGGUGGGAAUGAUCAAAGUACAGGUUUUCCCAUACUUAUGCACAAAACUCCGAUACCGUUUAUGGUAUUUAUGGUCUCAGAUGCACUUUCUCUUUUUGCUGCAUCCAGUUCAGUGAUAAUAUUUUUGGGGAUUCUGACUGCACAUCAUGCUGCUGAAGAUUACCGCAAAUACUCCCUCGUGAUUUGGGGCCUAACUUUUCUCUUCAUCUCUAUUGCAUCAAUGACCGUUGCAUUUUGUGCUGCUCUUUUCAUCAUGCUACAAGGUCGAUUGGUUGUAGUCAUUCCUAUAACUCUGGUUGCUGGUUUUCCAAUCGCGUGGUUCGUGCAGUUGCAAUUCCCUCUUCUGGUUGAUAUUUUUUGUUUGACUCUUAGGCCAAACAUUUUUGGUAGGAGAGAAACAUCCUGGAUGGACAGAAUGAUGGCAGACAUGCUCGAUUUGUGGACGUGGGCUUAUAGGCGCUUUAAAAAAUUGCUUUGAAUAAAUGAUUGUAGUCAUGGAUAUCUACCUAUGCUUUGACUGUUGGUUAUGGUUGGUUGAUUGAUUAUACUUAUGUAUUUGCUUCGGAUGUGAUAAACAUUUGGUGGAUAU
Molecule: messenger RNA, 2128 nt
Organism: Rubroshorea leprosula
Lineage: Eukaryota; Viridiplantae; Streptophyta; Magnoliopsida; Malvales; Dipterocarpaceae
Source: the annotation of a GenBank genome assembly